UUCGAUUGGCUGUUGCGCACGUCACUGAACUAGGGCUCAGUUUAUUUACAGAGUGUGUGCUGAGGUCGAACGGUAUUCUGCUGUAGGGCUGCAACAACUGACAAUUGAGCACUUUACCCCCAUGAAACAAAGCGAGAACGGAAACAUCAAUUUAAAUAUACCUGAAACACAAGAUCACACUGAAGACACAUUAUGAGGCACGCAACUGCAGCAACAGAAACCAUGGAAAAUAAUUCAUUUACAGUAACAGACUUAUAUAAAAUAUGCACUCAUUGUGAACGGCUUAGCAAAAAGGACUUAGGAGUUAGUAUCCCAAGACCACUGGGAAAUGGACCAAGUAGAUUUAUCCCUGAAAAAGAGAUACUUCAAGUCAGUAAAGUAGAUCCGAGGGUGCAAUCGAUAUUUGAGGACGCAUUUGCUGCACUGGGUCGUCUUGACAACAUCUCCUUGGUGAUGGGCUUCCACCCACAGUACCUGGAGAGUUUCCUGAGAACACAGCACUACCUGCUGCAGAUGGAUGGGCCCUUAUCCCUGCACUACCGCCACUACAUAGGCAUCAUGGCUGCGGCCAGACACCAGUGCUCCUACCUGGUCAACCUCCACGUCAACGACUUCCUCCAGGUGGGAGGGGACCCCAAGUGGCUGAAUGGCCUGGACGGAGCCCCACAGAAGCUGCAGGCUCUUGGGGAGCUCAACAAGAUCCUGGCCCACCGGCCCUGGCUUCUUACCAAGGCACACAUUGAGCACCUGCUGAAGGCUGAAGAACACAGCUGGUCCCUGGCUGAGCUGAUCCAUGCUGUGGUGCUCCUCACACACUACCACUCCCUGGCAUCCUUUACCUUCGGCUGUGGCAUCACCCCUGAGAUCCACAGUGAUGGUGGGCACACCUUCAGACCUGUCUCCCUCAGCCAGUACUGUGUCUGCGACAUCGCCAAUGGCAAUGGGCACGGCAACGACCUGGAGGAAAGGAGAGGCAGCCAUCAGGUGUCUGGUGAGGUGGAGGUGUUGAUUGAGAGAAUGAAGCAGCUGCAGGAGUGUCGUGAUGAAGAGGAAGCCAGUCAGGAGGAGAUGGCCACACGCUUCGAGAGGGAGAAGACCGAGAGCAUGCUGGUGGCCACGGCAGAGGACGAGGAGUGUGUGCAGUCAAGAGACGUGUCCAGGCACUUUGAAGACCCCAGCUACGGCUACAAGGACUUUUCCAGGAGAGGAGAACAUGUACCCACCUUCAGAGUACAGGACUACAGUUGGGAGGACCACGGCUACUCCCUGGUGAACCGUCUGUACCCUGAUGUUGGUCAGCUGCUGGAUGAGAAGUUCCAGAUGGCCUACAACCUGACCUACAACACCAUGGCCAUGCACAAAGACGUGGACACCUCCAUGCUCCGCAGGGCUAUCUGGAACUACAUCCACUGCAUGUUCGGCAUCAGGUAUGAUGACUAUGACUAUGGGGAGAUUAACCAGCUGUUAGACCGCAGCUUUAAGGUCUACAUUAAGACCAUGGUGUGCAGCCCGGAGAAAACCACCAAACGAAUGUAUGAGAGCUUCUGGAGGCAGUUCCAGCACUCCGAGAAGGUCCAUGUAAAUCUGCUUCUUAUGGAAGCGCGCAUGCAGGCAGAACUGCUCUACGCUCUGAGAGCGAUCACCUGCUACAUGACAUGAAGUGCUUUUGGCGUUUAUCGUUGUAUUUUACUGUUGUUGUUGCUCUCGUUGGACACCUUUUAAAAUAAAAAACCAAGGGGGAAAACAGAAAAUAGGAAGGGACAGAAAGGAGCCCCGCUCGUCAUGAAGAAGCUCGUCCUUGUGAUGGAUGGAAAGUAGAAAGGUGAAUGGGACAAAAGAGAGAGAAUGGGGGGCAAAAGAAAUAACUGCAAAAAAUAAUAAUCUGAACCCAUUUGUGGAAAGAUGCGCUUUGUUGGUCCUCUUUGCCUGCAUUGCCAAAGCACACCAUGAGGGGGCAGCCUAGAGCAGACUCCCUCUGUCAGGAGUGUGUGGCCAACCUUCCAGUAUUCCAAUACAUCUCAGUGGACGAUGUCACUGAAAUCUCCUUAUAGUGUGAAAAACCCACAGCAAUUCUCCAGAAAUGAGAGCAGUACACCAGUCUACACUCAAUGUAAUCAUAGUUAUUUUUUUUGGGGGGGGGGGGGUUGUAUUAAGAUGUUAUUGCUGUAACUGGAGAUUAUGAAAUCAUUAUUUGGGCUGUGUGGUAAAGUGUGCCUGAUUUUUAUAUCAUACGGCAGUGUUCAGAGGUGCUGACUGAUACUGCUGCUUCUGUAAGCUCCGGUAAGCAUGGGGUCAUAUUGACCCCACCCCCUAACCAUCCUAAACUGUUUGUGUAAGCUAACCCAAGGAGUGUGUGAGAACGGAAAGGUGUUGGAAAAUUAAAAAAGAACACUGUUUGAGACCUAUUCAAUUUGACUGUAAGUAGGAGAGGCUCUCUGUGACAAGUAUGUGUGUGACUCCGUGUGUGUUUUAGAAAAAAUGUUGGGAUUUCAAGCGUUAAAAAAAAAAAAAAAAAAGGCGAGGCACUCUUUUUAUGUGGUCACUUUUAAAUUGAUCUGUUUUGUUUCUGAUAGAAGCUUUGUCAUGUAAGGAAAAAAGAUGAGCUAAAAAUGUUUUUUUUAAAAAACCAGGUCUUCUAGGGGAUUGGCUUCCGGUUGUCAUAAAGAUGCCGUCACCUGUCUGUCUUCCACAUUCACCCUUUGACCCUGGCCUGGUCAUCCUAACACCUUCAAAGCUUUGGAUUGUGAGUUUUAACAGUACAUACCUCUUCUGUUUUCUCUAUCACAUUAAGAAUGACUCUUUUUCUCUGGGUCGCUUGGCUUCCAUUCGUAAGGAGCCCGGGUUGGUUCUCAUUGGACCGACUGUGGUCGACGCAGUCGGUCAUAGCUGUGCUUGUUUCCUCUGUGGAAGCCUGACCAGUGCAAAAGCAGCUCUUAUUUUUUUAAGACGAUGACAGACCCUCCACUGUUUUUAUUUCUGUUGACUGAAAACAAGUAAAGUACUGCAUUCGUCUGAGGGUGGGUUGAGACAGUUGAUUAUUUGGAGGUGGUAGGAAGUUGGUUUCAUACUUCUGUCAGUUACUGACACUUUAAAGAAAUUAAAUAUAAUAAACUUAUUGUAUCAUUUUUCUAGUUCUCCCUAAAACUGUUUUUCCUGCAUCAAAAUGUUCACUCAUUACAUAACAUAGGUACAUGUUGAAUCAUUCAUGCAACAAACCCACCAAAUUGUAGUCACAGCACAUGUAUUAUCUGCAAGCUGAACAAUGGACAUCACAUUACUUGUCUGUAAUGUGCAAUGAGAUAAGAGGGGACAUUCCCUUUAGGAUCACCUUUGAGCUUUGUUCUGUUCACUUCUGUCCUCAGUGGAAAAACUCCCUGGCAUGACUUGCUAUAGACUGAAAUCUUUGGAUGUUCAGGGAUUUUUCCAUUAAGGACAGAGGGUGACUUGGUCCAUUCAAUCACCAGCAGUGUGUCUCUACUGAACUGCCUCUAUUUUUGACUGACUCAUUUCCCUAUGACAAUCUGAAAAAGGAUGAGACUAAACAAAUGAUGCUCUUAACACCUCCAUGAUCAGCCAGCUACCUGUUUCAUAUCAACCCAGACAGACAGGCAUCUAUCAUGUGGAGAACAAUGUUUGUCAUUGAAUAUGCCUGAUGAAAUGCUAUUGGGUUGUCUUGUGUGAUGUCACUGAACGCUUUAAUUUUGUAUAGUAGGACAAGGAAGAGGGGAACUGAGUUUGUUUUUUUAACAGAAGUGCCGUUUUUAGAUUUUUUUUUUAUUAAUGUGAUUUGAAAAUGCUGUCACUUUGCAGCAGCACUGCCUGGUCCAUAUUUGUGUAACAAUAAAGGCUUUGAGGAGAAUGUUUACAAUA
This is a messenger RNA of Salmo salar (Atlantic salmon), 3870 nucleotides long. It is a transcript of the gene sesn1, whose product is annotated as sestrin 1. Gene Ontology annotation, biological process: regulation of response to reactive oxygen species; positive regulation of macroautophagy; cellular response to leucine starvation. The record is from RefSeq and is a predicted model, not a curated record. NCBI's taxonomy places the organism in Eukaryota, Metazoa, Chordata, Actinopteri, Salmoniformes, Salmonidae. Gene Ontology annotation, molecular function: L-leucine binding; oxidoreductase activity, acting on peroxide as acceptor. Gene Ontology annotation, cellular component: nucleus.